Dichotomopilus funicola is the source of this 1173-nucleotide messenger RNA. RefSeq lists its product as uncharacterized. The coding region runs from base 1 to 1173 and encodes 390 amino acids. The record is from RefSeq and is a predicted model, not a curated record. Lineage: Eukaryota; Fungi; Ascomycota; Sordariomycetes; Sordariales; Chaetomiaceae. Gene Ontology annotation, molecular function: 6-phosphogluconolactonase activity; protein binding. The transcript has 2 exons.
AUGUCGCGGAUGGCCAGACUCCUCGCGGGGGCAGCGGUUGCCCCGGGCGCGCUGGGCACCUCGCUCAUUGCGUCGCACUUUUCCGGCACCCUCUACUCCUUGUCGCUGGCGACCGCCGACUCGACCGGCACUCUCACCGUGACAUCCCAGGCCACCGGCUGCGGGCUCACGCCGGCGUGGAUUGAGCUGUACUCGGACACCAACACCCUGUACUGCUUCGACGAGUCGUGGACCGGCUCCGGGUCCAGCGCCGAGUACAGCAUCGGAAACGACGGCUCGCUUUCGUUGACCGGCAACCUCAAGACCGGUGGUAACACCGUCCACGGCAAGUUGUAUGGUGGGGAGGACGGCAAGGGUUUCGUGGCGACGGUCGAAUACACCCCCUCGACCCUCACAACCUACAAGAUGCCUGUGUCCGACGGCGAGGUGGUGAAGCUGGAAAAGUUCACCAUGAGCGAGGCUGGCCCCAACCCCCGCCAGGACGUGCCCCAUCCUCACAUGGCGCAGGUGGACCCGACCGGCAAGUUCAUCCUCACGCCCGAUCUCGGCGCCGACCUGGUGCGCAUCUUCAAGAUCGACGCCACCACGGGUGAGCUCACCGCGUGCCCCGAGGGCCAGGCCGGUGCCGGCGACGGUCCGCGCCACAUCGAGUUCUGGGAGUCCGCCGACGGCCUGCAAAAGGCGUACGUCGUCAACGAGCUCGGCAACUCGGUCAGCGCUUGGGAUGUCGCCUACCCGGAGGACGAGUCCGGCUGCCUCGCGCUCAACAUCACCCAGACUCUGUCGACCUAUGCGCCGGGUGAGUCAGGCGGCCCCAACACCAAGGCUGCUGAGGUCCGCAUCGUCGACAACUUCCUGUAUGCCACGAACCGCGCCGAUGAGACGUUCGGCUCGGAGCAGGACUCGAUCGCCACGUACACCAUUGACCCCACUACGGGUGAGCUGGCCUGGCUCGAGGCCGCCAACUCGUACUCGUACUACCCGCGUACGUUUGUGUUUAACAAGGAUGCUACUCUUCUCGCGGUUGGCGGUCAGACCUCGUCCAACGUGGCUAUCAUUGCUCGCGACCCAGAGACUGGCAAGCUUGGCGACCUCGUGGCUACCCUGGAUGUUGGCCAGAAGGGCCGUGCCGGGCAGGAGGAUGGGCUGAGCGCUGUUGUUUGGGUGGAGUAA